UGUUCUGUUCAUUUGUACAGCCAAUACAACUGACACUAUACCAGGACCACUCAUUGACAGAAUGGAAAUAAUACAAAUAUUACAUAAAGCAGCUUUUAAAGUCGUAUCACAGACACAAACUAAUGAUGAUGAAGCUGAAGCUGAAGAAGAUGAAAAGAAACAAGAAACAAAAGAAGAAGAAGCGAAACCUUCUCCCCCUCCUGUCACUGAUCCUGUCACAGUCUCUUCUUCUAAUUUAAAAGAUUUCGUCGGUCAUCCUCCAUUUAUUUCCGAUCGUCUCUACGAGACCACACCCCCUGGAGUGGUUAUGGGUCUGGCUUGGACAUCAAUGGGCGGUACUACUCUUUAUAUAGAGACAGGCGUGGCUGAGGGGCGGGACCUGUCAAAGGAGGAGAGAGGGCAGGGGGUAUGACUACCAUUGGGCAGUUAGGAGAUGUAAUGAAGGAGUCCACUGUUAUUGCUUAUACUUUUGCUAAGUCAUUUUUGUCUUCAAAAGAUCCUAAAAAUGAUUUCCUUGACAAAGCAAAAAUUCGUCUACAUGUUCCUGAGGGUGCUACCCCAAAGGAUGGUCCCUCAGCAGGUGUCACUAUAGUCUCUGCCCUCCUCUCACUGGCUAUGGAUCGUCCAAUACGUCAGAAUGUUCCCAUGACUGGGGAACUGUCUCUCACUGGAAAGGUAUGAAAAUGUACUUCUACCUAACUCACAACAUGUACAUGUAUGAUAGUACAGUGAAUUGACAUUUGUAUAAGCUGUGUAAUGUAUGCAAUAUAUGUUGCAUAGUCUUUUCUUUUGUUGGAAUUAAUGAUGUUUUGGAAA
Molecule: messenger RNA, 816 nt
Organism: Amphimedon queenslandica
Lineage: Eukaryota; Metazoa; Porifera; Demospongiae; Haplosclerida; Niphatidae
Product: lon protease homolog, mitochondrial-like
Exons: 4
Coding region: 409-681 (90 amino acids)
Biological process (GO): protein quality control for misfolded or incompletely synthesized proteins; mitochondrion organization; protein catabolic process
Cellular component (GO): mitochondrial matrix
Molecular function (GO): single-stranded DNA binding; serine-type endopeptidase activity; ATP-dependent peptidase activity
Source: RefSeq, a predicted model, not a curated record